Messenger RNA from Arctia plantaginis, 342 nucleotides. The record is from the annotation of a GenBank genome assembly. Lineage: Eukaryota; Metazoa; Arthropoda; Insecta; Lepidoptera; Erebidae.
AUGUGGUACUCUGACCAACGGCACCUGUCGGGAAGAGGGCGGGAGGCCCGCCGGCGUCGCGAGGAGAUGGAGGCGCUAAUUUUGAGCAGAGACCUCCUAGUGCACAAUAAGGCGGGACAACCGCAUACCUUUUCUUCGGAGAAUGGGGAGUCAAAUAUAGACGUGACCAUUUCGACGCGGGGUGCGAGGACGGAGGACUGGAGAGUUAUGGAGGAUGCUAUCGAGUCGGAUCACCGCCUAAUUGCGGAACCGCUGGUCGGAACUCCGGUGAGGUACCGAGAGCGUGGGGUGGACUGGAACCGAUUUCCGAACAUGAUCAGUGUUCACGCACCCAGCGCAUGA